Messenger RNA from Exophiala aquamarina CBS 119918, 2541 nucleotides. RefSeq lists its product as uncharacterized. Gene Ontology annotation, molecular function: calcium-activated cation channel activity. NCBI's taxonomy places the organism in Eukaryota, Fungi, Ascomycota, Eurotiomycetes, Chaetothyriales, Herpotrichiellaceae. Gene Ontology annotation, cellular component: plasma membrane. The record is from RefSeq and is a predicted model, not a curated record. The transcript has 3 exons. Bases 1 to 2541 code for a protein of 846 amino acids.
AUGGAGGCACCGGGGUCUGGUGGCCAUCGAAACACAGGAUCAAUCUCACUCGUGGCCAUAGGGGCAACACUGAUUCCCACCGUCAUAACCGCCGCAGCUUUCCUGACUGGUUUUGUGUUGCUUCGAUCAAGAUAUCGAAAUAUUUAUGCUCCUCGCACAUAUUUCCGGACUAUUGCGCAAAAGGAUCGUACUCCUUCUUCCAGCCAUACCGUUGUGUCAUGGUUGCACGACUUUCGGAUGCUCGAUGACAAGUUUGUCCUUCGCCAUUCAUCUCUGGAUGCAUAUCUGUUUCUGAGGUACUUACGCAUGAUCACUCUCAUCUGUGUUGUUGGCUGUUGCUUGACUUGGCCGAUCCUUUUCCCUAUUAAUGCAACUGCUGGUGGGGAUGCUUCGGAGCUCGACAAGAUUAGCUUCAGCAAUAUCAACGAUCCCAAAAAGUUAUAUGCACAUGCUGUCGUGGCAUGGAUCUUCCUUGGAUUUAUUGUACUCCUUAUAACAAGGGAGAGACUUUUCGUUGUUGGUCUUCGUCAAGCCUAUCAAACCAUUCCUUUGAAUGCUUCACGACUUUCUUCUCGGGUUGUCCUCUUCUUGUCGGUUCCGUCGGAAUGCCUCGAGGAUGAAAACUUGCAACGCUACUUCGGUCAAGAUUCAGUGAGGUCAUGGCCUGUCUCGAACCUUGAACACGUUGAGAAGCUUGCCAGCAAGCGGGAUGUUAGCAUAGAGGACCUCGAGCAAGCAGAGCUGAAAUUGCUGAAGAAAGGUCAAAAAAAGCAAAGCCGUUCGUUCAAUGGAGCUGGUGAUUCCGGGAACCUGAAUCAUCGCGAUCGCCCUGCGCAUAGAUCAAAUUAUCUUGUGGGAAAACGCAUCGAUACCAUUUCACGUCUCAGGGAGCAGCUGCCUGACAUUAUAUCUGACCUUGACCGAGUCCGACGGGCAGAUUCCAAUGGCAGGAAUACUUGCACUGGUGCUAUUUUUAUCGAGUACAAAGAUCAAGCGGCUGCACAUCAGGCCUUUCAACAAGUACGACACCCGUCUCUAUUUGCACUCCAGCCAAAGUAUAUUGGAGUUCUACCCAAAGAAGUGAUUUGGCAAAACCUCAACCUCGACCCCUCGCUUCGAAUCACAUAUUCAUACAUUGCAAUAGGUGUCGCUAUUGCAACAAUCGUGCUUUGGUCCAUUCCAAUCGGCAUCAUAGGCACAAUCUCUAACAUCAACUACUUGACGGAUAAGGUGCGCUUCCUGAGGUUUAUCAACAAUUUGCCAGACCCUAUCCUGGGUCUGAUAACAGGCCUCGUUCCGCCACUGCUCCUCAGUACCGUAGUAUCUUAUGUACCAUACUUCUUCAAAUGGCUGGCUACGCUCUCAGGGGCACCAACAACAAAAGAAGCUUCCAGAUGGGCACAGACGUGGAAUUUUGUGUUUCAGGUGGUGCAAGUCUUCCUCAUCACAACAUUCUCUUCCGGUGUGGCCGCCGUUGCGACCAAAAUCUCUAACGAUCCACAGUCUGUGCCUAGGCUGCUGGCGAAAAAUCUUCCUAAGGCUUCGAAUUUCUACCUGACGUAUUUCAUUAUCCAAGGUAUUGGGACCGCAUCCAAAAAUGUUAUCAACUAUUCCGAUUUGUUUCAAUAUCUGUUCUACUACAACGUCAGUAGCAAGACCCCAAGGCAGAAGUACAACACCUUCAUCCAGAUGAAGGGUAUCAGCUGGUUCAACGUCUACCCGAAAUUUACCAAUCUCGCGAUCAUCGCAAUCGCGUAUUCGUGCAUUGCACCAUUGGUAUUGGGAUUCGCGGCCAUCGGGGUGUACCUCUUCUACCUCCAGUAUCGGUACAACCUGCUGUACGUCAUUCAGGUGAAGACGGAAACACGAGGCGAGAGUUUGACGAGAGCGUUGCAGCAGAUGAUGACGGGCGUCUACUUGUCAGAACUGUGCCUUCUUGGACUUUUCGGCAUCAAGAAGGCCCAAGGAGCGUCGACGCUCAUGACUGUGCUCCUCAUCCUCACCAUCAUUUACCACCUGACAGUCAACAAAUACCUAGCUCCGUUGGAGCAUAACAUGCCCCUCGACGUUCUGUCCAAUACCACAGACGAAGAGUCCCCCCUUCUAGGGACCACCGAAGGCAGCUCUCGCACCAACCAGCGAUCACAAUCCCGUGUCCUGCAGCUCGGCCAAGGCAAGCUGCCCACAGUGCUGCUCGACCCUCUCGCCUCCUUCCUGGAACCGCACGUUUUCGCAUCCCAAGAAGCGCUCCGCCCAUGGCUUCAGGACCCAGAAGGCGAAUUCGAAGAGUCCGUAUCCUACACGGAGGACCAGCUCAGGAACGCCUACGUCAACCCGGCGUUGACAUCCAAAACCCCCAUCAUCUGGCUGCCACGGGACUUCCCCAACGGCACGCUCUCGAGGCAGGAAGUCCAAGAAAACGAGAAGGUCGGGCUGUCGAGCACAGAUCAAGGUGCGCAGUUGAAUGAGAAGGGCGAUAUUGUUUGGAACAUGGACGAUUUCUCCGAGGUUCCUAUCUUCAAAGAGCCAACGAGAUUCUGA